Messenger RNA from Serendipita indica DSM 11827, 633 nucleotides. The record is from the annotation of a GenBank genome assembly. Lineage: Eukaryota; Fungi; Basidiomycota; Agaricomycetes; Sebacinales; Serendipitaceae.
AUGGCAGCAACAAUUGGCAAAAAGGUCCUGAGUAGGCCUGCAUUUUUCGUUUGUGAUAUUCAGGACCGCUUCCGGAAUGCGAUUCAUCAAUUCCCUGCGGUCGUCGCCACGAGUCGACGGAUGCUUGCAUAUGCAAACAUGUUCAACAUUCCUGUAUUCGUUACCGAGCAGAACCCAAAGGCUUUAGGGUCGACGGUUUCAGAGAUGGAACUUGAAAAGCUAGGAGCCCUACAUGUCGGGACGUGGCCCAAGACGAAAUUCUCAAUGUAUAUUCCCGAGGUCCAAGCCAAGCUCCAUGAACAUGGGAUUCAAAGCGUAGUCAUCUUUGGAAUUGAGAGCCAUGUCUGUGUCUUACAAACGGUCCUCGAGCUACUCUCGUCUGGUUAUUCGGUGCACGUAGUUGCGGAUGCAGUAUCGAGCUGCAACAAGGAGGAGAUUCCUAUUGCACUGGCUUCACUACGUCAAGCAGGCGCAGUCAUCACCACGAGCGAGAGUUUGGCGUUCCAACUUAUGCAGGAUGCUGGGUCGCCUAAUUUCAAAGAGUUUUCGUCUCUCGUAAAGGCGGAGAAGCAAGCAAUUGCCAACUCCCUUCGUGACCUCUGCGGGGAUGGGACGCCAAAGAGUGCGUUGUAA